AUGUCGUCCCAGAUCGAGUACAAUCAGAUGCCAAGAGAGCCUGCGCCAGCCGUGCUCUCGGAACACAAGAUUAGCUCUCAGCAACCUAGCCCCAAUCAGCCGAUGACGAUGGAUCAAUCAGCGAACCUGCGAGGUGGCGGCGAUGGCGGAGUAAGUUGA
Colletotrichum tamarilloi is the source of this 159-nucleotide messenger RNA. RefSeq lists its product as uncharacterized. The transcript is spliced from 2 exons. The coding region runs from base 1 to 159 and encodes 52 amino acids. The record is from RefSeq and is a predicted model, not a curated record. NCBI's taxonomy places the organism in Eukaryota, Fungi, Ascomycota, Sordariomycetes, Glomerellales, Glomerellaceae.